Exserohilum turcica Et28A is the source of this 1695-nucleotide messenger RNA. RefSeq lists its product as uncharacterized. Gene Ontology annotation, molecular function: heme binding; oxidoreductase activity, acting on paired donors, with incorporation or reduction of molecular oxygen; monooxygenase activity. Lineage: Eukaryota; Fungi; Ascomycota; Dothideomycetes; Pleosporales; Pleosporaceae. The transcript has 6 exons. Bases 33 to 1652 code for a protein of 539 amino acids. The record is from RefSeq and is a predicted model, not a curated record.
AGAUUCAUUGUACCUGCAUUCACCAAACAGACAUGUCUUUGAUGUACAUUCUCCUACGUACCGUGCUUCUUUGCACGCUGUUCGGAUUGGCUUCACUCAUCGUAUUUUGCAUUCGACGCCUGUACUGGCACCCACUCUCCAAGUACCCUGGUCCCUUUUUUGCCAAAAUCACGGAUCUCUAUGCUGCGUAUCAUGCGUGGAAAGGCGAUAUCCACAUCGACAUGUUGCGACAACAUGAACGAUACGGGCCCAUUGUGCGUUACUCUCCGAACAGACUCAACUUCAACAAUGCCGAAGCUCUGAAGGAAAUUUACACGACUGGUGCAAAGAACUUCCAGAAGAGUCCCAACUACCGAGUUUUAAGGCACGGAGCUGCUAAUACCUUGACCAUGAUCAACAAGGAGGAGCAUGCUCGUCGCCGCCGAAUUGUUUCACAGGGCCUUUCGGAUGCAGCUGUCCGCUUCCACGAACCAACACUGCUGUCCCACAUUCAGAAGUGCUUUGCGCUACUGUCAGCGACGGAUAAGCCGAAAAACGUGGCAUCCUGGUUCAACUACAUGUCGUUUGACAUUAUGGGCGACGUGGUCUUCGGCAUGCAGUACAAUCUGCUGGGGUCCACAGCUAACCGUGCCAUACCUGAUGCGAUCGAACAAUCCAAUAUUCGCGUCAGCGUGCUUUUGCAGAGCCCAGUGAUUCCUAGAAUCGCUCGCAUUGACCGCUGGCUGUUUCCCAAGGCAAUUCAGGCUCGUGACCAGUUUCUGAUCUUCGUUCGAGGACUGGUUGACAGAGUCAUGAAGCCGGAUUGCAACCCUAACCCUAAGGCCACAACUACAGUUGUGUCCAUGUUGAGGAGAGCUCACGACUCUGUUACGGGUCAGCAGCUGACUACUAAAGAGGUGCUUGCGGAAAGUACUACUUUGGUCGUUGCCGGCUCAGAUACAUCGUCGACUGCCAUGUCUGCAACCUUCUUCUACCUAGCAAACUCACCUCAAGCUUAUCGACGGGCCCAAGAUGAAGUUAGAUCGUUGUUUGACUCAGCAGAUGAGAUCCGUAUCGGUCCGAAGUUGAGUAAGCUUGUGUUCGUGAGGGCCUGCAUUGAAGAAGCCCUGCGAAUGUCUCCACCUACGGGGGCAUCACUGUUCAGGGAAGUCAUGCAAGACGGUGCCACUGUCAACGGGAAAUGGUUCCCACCUGGAGUGGAGCUUGGUGUGCCAAUCUACGCCAUUCAGCACAAUCCGGAAUACUACCCCUCUCCUUUCGAAUUCCGCCCAGAACGCUGGCUGGAGAGCGAGGGCACCCCAAAGAAGAGCGUUGAAGCGGCAAGAUCCGCAUACUGCCCCUUCUCCGUUGGCACUCGAAGCUGCGUCGGCAAGCACAUGGCCAUGGUAGAAUUGACCCUUGCAGUUGCAUACGCUGUCUACACCCUAGACUUUGAGUUUGCACCUGAGAAGCAACAAGCCACCGACAAACGAUGGGGCAUUGAGGACGAGUUCAAGCUGAGAGACCACAUCACCGCCUCCAAAGAUGGUCCGUAUCUUCGUUUCCAGCCACGUGACAUGCUGAAAGGAGUGCCGGUGUUCAAAAAUAUUGCCGAACUGCGACCAGCUCUUCCGCAUCGUUCAAUCAGCCUGUCCGCUAUGGAGAAGAUGUGAUUGUGUGUAAAAAUAGCUGUAUAUAUGAAAUUAGAUUGUUGUU